This is a messenger RNA of Neurospora tetraspora, 504 nucleotides long. Its product is annotated as vacuolar ATPase proteolipid subunit C. NCBI's taxonomy places the organism in Eukaryota, Fungi, Ascomycota, Sordariomycetes, Sordariales, Sordariaceae. The transcript is spliced from 6 exons. Gene Ontology annotation, molecular function: proton-transporting ATPase activity, rotational mechanism. The record is from RefSeq and is a predicted model, not a curated record. Gene Ontology annotation, biological process: proton transmembrane transport. Bases 1 to 504 code for a protein of 167 amino acids. Gene Ontology annotation, cellular component: membrane; proton-transporting V-type ATPase, V0 domain.
AUGGCCGAAAUCAUGGCCGAUUCGGAACUUGCCCCCAAGUUCGCGCCAUUCAUUGGCAUGGCCGGCAUCGCAGCCGCCAUGAUCUUUGGCAGCGCGGGCGCCGCAUAUGGCACAGCCAAGUCUGGCAUCGGUAUCGCCGGCGUGGGUACCUUCCGGCCGGACCUCAUCAUGAAGUGCCUGAUCCCCGUCGUCAUGUCCGGUAUUAUUGCCGUUUACGCCCUCGUCGUAGCUGUCCUGAUCGCACAGGAUCUCGGGCCGCCAGGAUCCGGUCAACAUUAUAGCUUGUUCAAUGGCUUCAUGCAUCUUGCAUGUGGUCUAUCAGUCGGUCUCACCGGUCUCGCCGCGGGCUACUGCAUUGGUAUUGUAGGCGACAAGGGUGUCCGAUCGUUCAUGCUACAGUCGAGGAUCUUUGUCGGCAUGGUCUUGAUCCUCAUUUUCGGCGAAGUCCUUGGUCUUUAUGGCCUCAUCGUCGCCCUUAUCCUCAACACCAAGAGCAAGGGCUAA